AUGGCCGAUGGCAAUGCACCGGUUGAGAGAAGGCAAAGAGAAGCCAGCUCUAGUCCUGGCCCUGUCGGCGACACAGUCUCGCCUCUCGCCGAGUUUAUGGAAGAAAUGAGAGAAUUCAAAGCCAGCAUGGCCUCUGAGAUGGCAUCCGUGCGUGGCGAAAUAAAUAAUUUCACCUCUACAUUUGACGACUCUACUUUUGACGACGAGCUUCGCCUGGAUAUUGACGAAGGACAAGGUAGCGACUCGGAAACUGUGUCUACAUGUCUGGACACUAAAGUUGAACGUCUCCUUAAGGAAACCAGCAAGACGACAAGUAGCGAGGAUUUGACGACAAAUUCAGAUAGCCUCCUUACAACUAUAGCACAAGAGCUCGAUGUUAGUGAACAGAUGGGCGCCGCUGUUCAAGAGCGUCUUGCCUCCAUAGUCGAGGGCCUUUUGAGCACCAAAUUAUCCGAUGAGAAAUGGCGAGAGAAAGUUGGGAAGUAUCCCCGACCCCAAAACUUAGAAAAUCUAAGAACUCCCAGAGUUAAUCCACUUAUAUGGAACCAACUCUCUGCCGGAAAUCCUGAUGCAACGCUGAUAACAUCUUUGACAGAUGGCAUUGCAAUGGCUACCCAGUGUCAACAUGAUAUAAAUCAAGCACGUCGUAUUGCUAUGAAACAGGACAUGCACACAGAUUUUCAAGCACUGUGCAAUGUUCCAAUUCCUAGUGGGGAAUUUUUGUUUGGCGAUUUGUCCAAACACACCAAAGAUAUUGCGGAUGCAAACAAGUUGGCGAAGAAAGUUCGCCCAUACCAGACUGCUACUGCACGAAGCAGACAGUCUAGUUCUGGCACUUAUAGCCGGUUUUCUACUGGGCAAUACAGACGUGGCCACCCAUAUCAACGACGUGAAAAUUUUUUCGACCGAGGUCGGUUUCACAAUGCAAAGAAAAAGAGAGGGGGAGCUGCAAAAAAGCAGUAA
Messenger RNA from Paramuricea clavata, 963 nucleotides. Lineage: Eukaryota; Metazoa; Cnidaria; Anthozoa; Malacalcyonacea; Plexauridae. The record is from the annotation of a GenBank genome assembly.